Messenger RNA from Didymosphaeria variabile, 1431 nucleotides. RefSeq lists its product as uncharacterized. The transcript is spliced from 2 exons. The record is from RefSeq and is a predicted model, not a curated record. Bases 1 to 1431 code for a protein of 476 amino acids. NCBI's taxonomy places the organism in Eukaryota, Fungi, Ascomycota, Dothideomycetes, Pleosporales, Didymosphaeriaceae.
AUGCGUAGCAAGCAGUUGCUCAACGAGCUCAUUGAGCUCGCACGACAAGAGGCAACCGAGCAGUUCCAAGACGUGUGGCACCUUUCAGCGAACACAGAAGAGCAGGAGCCGGGCGUCCACCUUCAACUCGACUUUCGCGACCAUGCCGACCGUGGCGGUCGCUACAUAGGAGAGCUACGUAAUGCCACAGGCUUGAACAGGAAUAAUCGCGAAGGCGAGUACAAGUUCUGGGACGAGUCGAACCUGAAGCUGUUCUGGAGGGUUGACGGAAUGCCGACGGCCGCACGCGCUCUGCUCUACACUAUGCGGAAGAAACAUGAGAUUUGUGAAACGCCUGACGUAUGGAUGGGAUUUGUGGGCAGCAUAGACGAGGAACUCGGCCCCGCAAAGCCAUGCCGUCUCCGCCUGCAGUCGAUUCUUGGUCCGCUGAAGUUCUGGGAUAAGCUUUCCGAGAAGUAUUCGGGACCUGACGAGCUACUUGAGGGCACCGAGGGAGAAUUGUCUGCAAGCUACUGCCAGCCCUUCUGGUCAUUCGCAAUCGAAGUCAUACGCUGCGCACCGCAUAUGUUGAAGGCUGGGUAUAAAACCAAGCGCAACGGCAAGUCAAUAAAGCGCUGCUCGUGGGCUCGACUCCUUGUGCUCCUAUUCUUGCCCCGAGAGGACCUGAUGCAGGAGUUGGUUGGGGCUGGUCUAGCUCCGAAGAACCCGCCAGCUGGGUGGCAUCAGCAGGCACGCGAGCAGAUGAAGGAAGCGCUCAUGCAACAAAACGGUGUUAAAUUACGCGCCAGCAUCCGCAAUGGAUGGGACGAUCUCUGCCGUGAGCUUGAUAAGCUUUACUUCGACAGUGACCUCUACACAGACUUUCCGAUACCGCAGCCUCCACUCCGAUCUGCUAGCGAGGACGAGCAAGUUUUGGAACGUUUACAGGACGAGAACCGAGAUGUAGAGGACACUCAAGGUAAGGAAGCCGAAAUCCCGAACGCUAACCAGGUGUCGAGCGCGGAGAGUAUCACACCAACGACCCCCCAUUACCCUCGUUAUCAGCAUCGACCUCCAGCAGCAGUGCAGGGAACUAAGAAACGGAACCUUACUACCAGCGAGAGCGAAUAUCACGAUAUUGCCAAUGAAGAGAAGUCCCGGCAGCGCAAAAAGCAACGUGCUUUGCCCCGGCGACCCACCCGUUGGGACUUCUCGGAUGACGAUGAUGAAGUGUCGCAGUAUCAUGUUCUGGCUAAUUAUCAAUUGUCUAGGUCCCUAGAGCAGGACUUUCAAGAUCAUGCGACGAAGGGCAUAGGGGAGACCAGCAGCAACCACGAUGAGAAGACAGCCUCGCAAAAGGAGUCGCAGACCAAGGAGGCCCCUGUUGCGGAGGACCACAAGUCGAACGAGACACCCAAGGAGAAGGAUAUAGCUCGACCCAAGGAAACCUGA